This is a messenger RNA of Silurus meridionalis, 2319 nucleotides long. Its product is annotated as carcinoembryonic antigen-related cell adhesion molecule 5-like. Gene Ontology annotation, biological process: cell surface receptor signaling pathway. NCBI's taxonomy places the organism in Eukaryota, Metazoa, Chordata, Actinopteri, Siluriformes, Siluridae. The record is from RefSeq and is a predicted model, not a curated record. Gene Ontology annotation, molecular function: transmembrane signaling receptor activity.
CGCUCAAUCUACUUCCUUUGAUGCUCUUAUUGGCUUUACUUAUACCAGUGGCUCAGACUCAAGGGAUUUGUAAAGCUGUGGUGUUCAUGAAGCCUGAUGCACAUGUGUUUAUUGGAGAGACCAUGACAUUGACAUGUGGUCUACAUUGUGGGGGAUAUGCUCAUUGGCCAUUUGGCUGGUAUAAGAAUAAUGAACGUCUGCAUGAUGAACAGGGUUAUUUCAUCACAGCACAGACAUUCUCUAUAUUGUCUGUUAAUAACUCCCACAGUGGCUCUUACACCUGCAAUGACAAGUCUUCAAUGUUUAGUGAUGCUGAAUUACUGACUGUUUCACCAAAACCUAAACCAAUUGUAAGAGUGAAUCCACAGACCUCUAUCUACACUGGAGACACCGUUACUCUGAGCUGUGAGCUGAAGGAGACAAGUAAAUGGGACUUUCUCUGGUACAACAACUCACAGCCCAUGAACACACUAUCUAGAAAUACCAAUGUGCUCAGCAUGACAAUGUAUAAUGUUGGCGAAACAAAGUACCAAUGUCAAGCAUCCAGGUAUAACCCAUUGGGAGUCAAAGUUUUCAACACAGAGUCCAGUGAUGAAGUCACAAUUACAGCAAGAGAGAGACCCCAGACAGUACUGAGUGUAUCUCCACAGAACUGGCUGACUGAAGGAGACUCAGUGACUCUAAGCUGUGAGGUUACAGACUCCUCUACAGACUGGACAUUCAGCUGGUACACAGUUGUUCCCUACAGAGACAGAUUAACUCAAAUAAAAAAUAUUAAUGGCCACAUCAUGUAUGUGGAGCUCCUCUCAAACAGCAGCAGAGGUUCUGGAGGCAACUACACUCUCAGUCCUUCUGCUCUUCAUCACAUAGGCAUUUAUGUGUGUAGAGGAGAGAGAGGAGAACCAGUCAUUUACACACUGUACAGCAAUCCACAGCCUCUAUGGAUCUCUGGUGAAUCUCCUCCAGUGUCUCUGAUCAUCAGUCCCAGCAGAACUCAACACUUUACUCAUGACUCUCUCUCACUGAGCUGUGAGGACCAGAACUCUACUGGAUGGACAGUGAGACGAUACACAGACAGUGAAGGAGUGUUAGAUUGUUCACGGUGGGGAUCAGUUACAGGAUCUACAUGUAAAAUCAGCUUCCUCUCCACAUCCUACACUGGAGUUUACUGGUGUGAGUCUGAAUCUGGAGAAAACAGUAAUCCUGUCAACAUCACAGUUCAUGAUGGUGAUGUGAUCCUGGAGAGUUCUGUUCAUCCUGUGACUGAGGGACAUCCUCUGACUCUACACUGUUUAUAUCGUAACACAAAUCCCUCAAACCUCCGAGCUGAUUUCUAUAAAGAUGGAUCAGUCGUCCAGAACCAGACUACAGGAGAGAUGAUCAUCCAUAAAGUCUCAAAGUCAGAUGAAGGUUUCUACCACUGUAAACACCCAGAGAGAGGAGAGUCACCGAGCAGCUGGAUCUCAGUCAGAUUCUCAGAUUAUAGAUCCAGUGGUGAAACAGUAGGAUUGGCUGUGGGACUGAGUUUGUCCUUUUUGUUUAUUGUUUUGCUGAUCUUAAUAAUCCUGCUGUGGAUCUACAAAAUAAAGAAAGGUAAUCAUGGAAGAACUUUUGGGCUCAGUGGAAGAAGAACAGCAGAAAAUCAGCAGAAAACCAAUCAGAUAUCAGAGAAGAAUCAGAGCUGGUCAGGAGCUGAAGACUCUCAGUCAGCAUACACACAACUUCAGACUGAAAAUGAACACAUUUAUGAAACUUUGGAUCAGGCAGACAUGAGUGGAGCAGGAGCUACUGUUAAAUUCGACAUCACUGAUGUGACCCACACUGAGAUUCAGUUAAAACCAAUGAGAAAAGUAAAGAGAGCACAAGAGAAGACCAGUGUGGGUGGUAAUACUGUAUACUCACUGCUGUAUCAGAACCUAAAGUGAUCUGUGUCUUUCAACUCUGAAGAAUCUGCGGAGAGCUAAAAAUCUUUUGAAGAAAUUGAAAAAUGUGUUUGUCUUUAGAUUUCCCCAAGUGCUCAUCUGUAAAAACUUUUAAAUUGCUUUAAUCUAAGGUUGGAUAAUGGCCAAACCUUGUAGCUGUUUUGAGAACUUUGAGCACACAUUAACACAAAACUAGGUCUUUCUAAAGAUAUGUGUAAAUCACCAAAGUUUAGAACAUGUCAUAACAAAAUCAAGUAAUUCUGAAAAAUCUUAUGAUCCACCAUUCGACUAAAUGAUUUAUUUUUCAGGCGGCUUUACUGACUGGCAGGAUCUGCUUAACAACACUGCUAAAGUAGGACAAAUGAGCGUCUGCUUUAAAAGUCAAUAUAAAGGAGAA